This is a messenger RNA of Aureobasidium musti, 5649 nucleotides long. The record is from the annotation of a GenBank genome assembly. Lineage: Eukaryota; Fungi; Ascomycota; Dothideomycetes; Dothideales; Saccotheciaceae.
AUGUCCUUCGGCGGCGGGUUCGGCGGCUUUGGGUCGACCAACCAGAACACCAACUCGGGUUUCGGCUCUUCAGCAUUCGGCGCAAGUACUACAAACACUGGCUUUGGACAAUCCACUGGCACUGGGUUCGGGCAGCAGCCUGCUGCUGGUGGCUCAAAUUUGUUUGGAGCAUCUACAACUACUGGCGGGUUUGGUGGUGGGUUUGGUGCAUCCAAUAACGCAACUGCCACCUCAACACCCUUCGGUGCCGCCAGCAAGCCAGCUUUUGGUGCACCUGCUCCUGCGACAGGAGGAGGUAUGUUCGGUGGCGGUGCGUCGUCAGGAACCUUCGGUAACAAUGCGGCUACAUCGUCGCCUUUCGGGGGCGCAAGUUCCAACACUGGGUUCGGGUCAGGUAAUACAGGAGGCAGCAACUUGUUCGGGGCAGCUAAACCUGCAACCACGAGCUUUGGAGGGGGGUUCGGAAAUACUGGUGCACAACAACCAGCCAACUCCUUCGGCGCAUCUACCUCGACUUUCGGAUCGGCCGCCCAGCCCACAAACAAUGGCACAGGCUCUACACCUUUCUCUGCCUUCAUCGAGAAGGACAACGCAUCAAACACCAACAGCCACUACCAGUCUAUCACCUUCAUGCAGCCUUACCAGGCCUUCUCCUUCGAGGAACUAAGAUUGGUCGAUUACGCAGCUGGUCGCAAGUCUGGCAAUGCCAAUGCAUUCGGAUCGGGUGGUGGCCUCUUUGGUGCCCAGCAGAAUAAACCAGCAUCUUCUGGUCUAUUUGGAAGUACUCCUGCUUCGACCACCAACGCAGCAACAAGCACUCCCUUCGGCGCAUCAACAUCCAACACGUUCGGAGCCUUCGGGCAGCAGCAGAACAACACAAACUCUACAGGCUUAUUUGGCCAGCAGAGUAAACCGGCAACGGGCGGCAUAUUUGGAAAUCCUAAUACGACGACUUCUACUGCUCCGGCAUUCGGAAGCACUCCUGCAGCUUCUUCAACUCCAUUCGGAGGUUCCUCGACAGGAGGAUUCGGCCAGCCUGCAAACACAAACGCCACAGGCGGCACAGGUAUGUUCGGGCAGGCCGCCAACAACACUGCUAGUCCAUUCGGCGGGGCCCAGCAAAACGCCCCUGCUUCAAACUCGAGCAAUCUUUUUGGUGGAGGCAAUGCAUUUGGCCAGCAGAAUCAACAGCAACAGAACCAGGCUGGCACGACCAACAAUCUCUUCGGCGGCGGCUUUGGUCAAAACAAUCAGCAAAAGCCUAGUCCAUUCGGUGGAGCAGCUACUGGAACAACGAACAAUCUUUUGGAGUCCGGCUCGCUCUUCGGGGCUAAGCCCGCGAAUCUCUUCGGAGGAGGUCAAGCCAACCAGACUGGCACCUCGACCGGGCUAUUUGGAAAUGCACAGACCCAGCAGACCAACAACUCUGGAGGUCUCUUCAAUCAAGCAGGCAACAACAACCAAGCUCAAACUGGCAUGUUUGGGGCUAAGCCUGCAGGUGGCUCACUAUUUGGGUCUAACCAGAACCAGCAACAGAACACAGGUGGCAGCUUGUUUGGGGGAAGCACUCAACAAUCUGGCCAGUCUAAUGGAUUAUUUGGCCAGAGCAACCAGCAACAGUCUAGCUUCGCUGCUACUCUGUUGACCAACCCAUACGGUAACGACCAGCUCUUCAGCAAUCUCGGAAACCCUGCUCCUGCUGUGGGACCUCUCGCUACACCUCUUUCUGGAGCGCAGAAGCCGGCUAAGCGCCCUGCUGCACUUCCACAGUUCAAGAUCAAUCCCAGCGCGAGCUUGCGUCUCAUCACUCCUCAGAAGCGCUCAAACGGCUAUGGAUUCUCGUACGCUACUUACGGUACGCCUGGCAGCGCACAGAGCUUCACAUCUAACGGCCUUGGAAGUAGCUUGUUGCAAUCAGGCGGUCUGAGUCGCUCUUUGGGCAAGAGCUUCUCCACUAGCAACCUCAACAAGAGUGUUGGCAGUGGUGAUAGUGUCCUCGCUCCCGGAGCUUUCACACCCAACAACAGAUCAUACACAGGCGGCAGCAUUCGUAGACUGAAGAUUGACCGUAAUCUGAGAACUGAUUUGUUCGGCGACAACACCCCUGUCGAGCCUCCUACUAAGCGCGUCAGCUUCGAUGAGGGUGACAAGGGUAAGGCUGCGACAAACGGAUAUGUUGAGACUCCUGCCAACAGUGCUCUUGUCCGUACCGAGACUGACGGAGCUGAACCAUCUUCUGAAGACCUUGGCUAUUCUCGCGCCGAGCGCCCUGCAACCAACGGUGCAUCGGUGAAUGGCACUUCCGAACUUGCAAUUGUGCCUGAAGAUGGACCUGCUCCCGCCUCUUCCUCCAAGUCUGUUUCUGCAAAGGACUUGCCACGCUCGCAGGCUGACCCUCAACCCGGAGAUUACUGGAUGAGCCCCUCCAUGGAAGAUCUCCGUAACAUGUCUCGUCAACAACUCAAGAGAGUUGAAGGCUUUACUGUGGGCCGCCGAGGUGUCGGCAAGGUCGAGUUCGAUCCUGUGGACCUUACUCAAGUCCCUCUGGACGAGAUCAUCGACGAUAUCGUCAAGCUUAAUGUGCGCCAGGUGACUGUCUACACCACCGGUGUCAACACUCCUCCCAUGGGUCAGGGUCUCAACGUGCCUUCCACCAUCACUCUUGAGAACUCAUGGCCUCGUGCUCAGGCUGGACGCCUUCCUGUCCACGAGCGUAAGGGCCAGCGAUACGAGAAACACAUCGAACGUCUGCAACGUGUUCAGGAUACCGAGUUCAUCAGCUACGACCCUGCAACCGGCUUUUGGGUCUUCCGCGUUCCGCACUUCACCACAUAUGGACUCGACGAUGAUGAUGAGUCGGACGAUGAAGCCGACUACGGCAGUGACAUGAUGAGCACUAGCCAAGAUGCUACUCCCAAGGGUAACAACACUGCUGUUCAAGAAAUGUCUCAGGCCUCAUCCGAGGAGGGUUCCGUCAUCAGCGAUGAAGACGAUGAAUCCAACCCUGAUGACACCUUUGACUUCAAGAAAGGUCCGUCUAAAAUCCUGCCUGGCAGCUUCGGUGCUCAGCCAAUUCAUAACGAUGACGAAAUGGCUGACGACAACGACGCUCAGGAUCAGGAAGAGGAUUCCUCCUAUCUUGAACAGCAAGACCCGCACUCGCAUGAAGACCAGUUCAGGUCUUCCGGCAGCAGCAACGUACCUCCCGCUGAAGCUGUCGAUGAGGAAAUGGAGGAGGGGAUGGACUAUGAGGAGAUGGACGGACAGGACAUGGCAGGAUCAUUCCCUGCACCUGCUGCUCAAGCUCCGUACAACGACUAUGGUAUUUCUUUCAGUGGAUCUCUUAUGCCUAAAUCAAUUCUCAAAGCAUCGACUAUGUUGAGUGGCACACCGAAGAAGGAUCUGGCGCUUGCAGGAGACUGGGCAGAACAACUUCAGAGAACUGCUAGCCCCAAGAAGCAAGAUCGUCAGGCUCUUCGCGAGCGUCAGAGUGUCAUAGGUGCAGCCCCUAUUGAUACCGCACCACCAUUGGCCGCGUCUAUUGCUGGCAAGGCUUUCUCUACAACUAUGGAUAUUAUGAACUCUCUUUGGGCACCUUCGGCUUCUGUCGCAGGUCAUGGGUUGCAAACAAGCACUGUUGGUGGAAAAGGUUUUGAGUGGCCCUACCAGAAGCAGUCAAGAACUGAAAAUGCCUUUGCCAACAUGGACGAACCCGAACGCGGUUUCCACACAUCUUUCAAGCCUCGCUGGGCUGCAGAUGGCACUCUUGUCUACGGCACUACCAACGCUGCCCCUUCACUCUCUGGCAAUAUGGUCGGCUCCAUGAAGCCCCUUGUGUCAGAACACAGGGACGUCCGCUUCGCCAGGUUCAACUCGCCGCAAGACACAGUCACCACAUCACUGCAGCUACAGCUACAGAAAUCGCCCAUCACUUCCGCUGAGACCUCUUUCGCUGCCAUUGCAGACAGCAUUGCGCACCCUGAAACACCCGAAGCUCAACACGAGCAUUCCGUUUGGCGAUUGGCUUCUAUCCUAUUUGAUCCUGUCGAGAUUGGAUGUGCCGACCUGAUCAAGAACAUUCCAGCCUCUCAAGUUGUGACGUUGGAAUCGCGCAUCCGCCGUGACGCUCUAUCGAACUUCUGGGCUCAACUUGUUCACGCAGAGGCUGCACAGCAUGCCAAGGAUGCAGGUACAGCAGAGGAGAAGGCUAUUGCGUUCCUGAGUGGCGACAGCAUCGAAGAUGCCUGUUCGGCGCUUCUCGAGGGUCGUGACUUCCGUCUUGCAACCAUUGUGGCUCAACUUCCCAGUAACUCCAAGUCGAAGGGAAUGAUGGCCAAGCAGAUCGAGAGCUGGAGAUCACAAAACAUGAUUUCUGAGAUGACUGAACCGGUGCGCGCCUUGUAUGAGCUCGUCGCUGGCAACACCUGCACUAGUGAAGGAAAGAGCGGCCCAGCUGAAGAUAAGGCUUCGGCUUUCAGCAUUUCAUCGCGCUUUGGCCUUGAUUGGCGUCGCUCCUUUGGACUGCGUCUCUGGUUCUCUGGCGCUAACGAGUCGCUCGCAGAUGCUGUGCAGCUAUACAUUGACGAGCUCGCUGCAGGCAAUGAGACUGUUCGCCCUGUACCUUACUUUACUGAGCAGUCACUCGCUCCUUCCUGGAACGAUACUGAUGCGCAAGGCAAUGAGGACACUUUGCUCGGUCUGCUAAAGCUCUACUCGAGACAGCCAUCUUCGAAUGUUGGCGACGUUCGUUCCCUGGUCACCAACCUUCUCUCGCCAGCAUCUGUCUCUGGCAGUCCACUCAACGCUCGUCUCUCGUGGCAGCUGGCCACUCUCCUCCAGAAGAAGGGCAUUCUCAGUACUGCUGAGUUGAGCGACGCCGCGCUGGAUCAGCUGUCUUUGACACUCUCCAGCCAACUCGAGGCGGCCAAUGAACUUGUCUUUGCUACCAACGUACUGCUGCACCUGACCAACGAGUCAUCUCGCGAGAAGCACAUUCGGGAUCUUCUCUACCGCCGCGCAUCCGCACUUUACGAUGCCGGCAACCCCGAUGCACUCCCCACCGUCUUGACUCAAGACUUUGGUCUGCCCGAACAGUGGCUCUGGCAUGCUCGUGCUCUGUACGCACGCUCCAUGCUCGAGGACCACAACGCCGAAGUCAGCUACCUUCUUCGCGCUGGUGAUUCAGCUCAAGCUCACACCGUGCUCUGCCGCACUGUCGGCCCCGCAGCCAUUAUUCAGCGCGACUACGACAGUCUUCGCCAGCUUCUCGAUCUCUUCCACAACACAAUUUCUACAGAGACACUUGAGUCUUGGCGCACAGGCGGUCAGGUUUACUCAGACUACACACGCCUGCUCGACCUCGUUCACCGCGACGACGAUGCCAGCCGUGCCACUAAGAAGGAACUGCUGGACCGCUUGACCGUCUCUUUGCCUGGCGUCCUUGAAGGCCGCGCCGGCAGAGUCGACCUCGAAGAGCGCGUUGCCAUUGGCGAGAUGGCUGGCUUGGUCAAGGCCGAAGUGGAGAAGAUGGGUAGGGAAGACAAGGGCGUGGAUAGAAGUCUCGUCAACAGACUUCCUGUUGCUGGUGCUAAGUACGCUACUCAGGGUGUUGAUCUCAGCAGGGCUUAUUACCGUGCCAUUGUUGCUUAG